Molecule: messenger RNA, 670 nt
Organism: Diabrotica virgifera virgifera (western corn rootworm)
Lineage: Eukaryota; Metazoa; Arthropoda; Insecta; Coleoptera; Chrysomelidae
Exons: 2
Coding region: 50-670 (206 amino acids)
Source: RefSeq, a predicted model, not a curated record
CUAAAAGUUAUAAACUAUUUACAAUUUGCUCAGUUUUUAUUUUUUUAAAAUGGACAAAUUUAUUAUAAAGAAACCUCGUCUGGAUAUUGAGAGUGAGGGGGAAUCUCGAUCGAUAAACGUUGCAACAUGUUCAAAUGAUUUUUCCAAUCCAUCUACUUCUCAGGCCACUACCACCAGCUGUUCCAGUUUCCAAGGAUGUUUAAAGACUCAAGUCGAAGUUGAAGGAUUGGUAUUUGCAAAAAAUGAUAUUGGGCAUUUUGUUGGAGUAUCAAACAUAAGUGAUGCAGAUAAGAUAACUUUAUUACGAAGAGUAUGGGAACCUUUGCCUUCCCACAAGUUCUGUGUUGAAAUUAUUGGGUCAAAGAAACGCACUUUCCAAGUUAAAUGGCUGCAGAGAUUUCCUUGGUUGGCCUACUCUGAUAAGCUGAAAGGUGCAUUUUGUAAAUUAUGUGUAGUAUUUUGUCCAUCAGCAGUUGGUAGUGGAUAUCAUGAGUCUCCGGAAAACUUAGUAAAAAAAGCUUUCCGUAAAUGGAAAGACGCCAUUGAAGUUUUUCAGAAGCAUUCUAGGACAAAAUACCAUCAACACUCAAGCAUAGCAAAGGAUGAAUUUUUUAAAGUUUUUGAUGGACAACAGCAAAAUGUAAUUCAACAAUUGCAGAAAAAAAAAUAA